Messenger RNA from Seminavis robusta, 591 nucleotides. NCBI's taxonomy places the organism in Eukaryota, Bacillariophyta, Bacillariophyceae, Naviculales, Naviculaceae. The record is from the annotation of a GenBank genome assembly.
AUGACAACCAUGGAAGAAAAGAAGGAGGAAGGGAGUGUGGAAAGCCCCAUGUCGCGUAAGCUAAAGCGCGAGCUGCCGAAUCACAUCUAUGUUGUUGCAGCUCAAAAUGCAAAGAACCGCUUUUUCAUUCCUAGCAAGUCCGACGUAUUCGCUGCCAUUUCCUGUGACUACGUCAUGAUUGACAAUGGUUGCAACAGCCUUCUUCUGCCCUUCGAUCAUCGGGCAAUCUUGAACUUCUUCACUGAACCUUCGCACGAGUGGAAGAUUCGCAGCUCACGGGGCACAGGAGGAAUGAACUCUCGCACGUUGAAGAUCACCCGGGAUGGCGGUGCGCAGCCUGUGGGGACCAUGACAUUGGCGGGAAACGAAAAUCUGAUGUCUCUCCCUUUUCUGCGUUUCCACCUUGGAAGCGAUUCUGUCCGCGCGCUUCUCGAGAACAACAGCAACAAGCUGAAUGGGACAGACACUGAGAAACUUCGUGGCUUCUUGGCCGCCAUGGGCGACACCGAAGCGCCGCCAUGCUCUCCUUGGGCAACUCUAUCUCAAAUGUGUCGUGUCCCUCCAGAUCGAUGGUUUGAUUCUGAUGGGUGA